AUGCCGAUCGUUUCCAGAGGUUUUGGAUAUGGGGUAAAACCAUUUGUGGGAUCAAAUUGUAGACAUGCAAUGAUUCCUGCAGGAAGAAAUUCCACCUAUUCCAUAAGGUCCCUGGCUUAUAAGGAUGGAUUCUUUGGAAAAUCUCUGAUUCUCAGACCUUUUCAACAGAAAAGGAAUGUGAGAAUAGGUGCUUGCAGAUGUGCCACUUCUGAAGAAACAUAUGAGGAGAAGCAGUUAACUGAAGAAGAUGCUAGGGAAAGGAUGAGUAAGACUUUGGAGGCAAUGAAAUCAAAUUUCAAUUCAAUAAGAACAGGAAGAUCAAGCCCAGCACUACUAGAUCGAAUUGAGGUUGAGUACUAUGCAAGCCCCAUCAACCUCACGAGUCUUGCACAAGUUAGUGUGACAGAAGGAAAUUCUCUUUUGAUUCAGCCAUUUGAUAAGUCCAGUGUAAAGCCUAUUGAAAAAGCCAUUAGCAAGUCUAAUCUGGGUUUAACUCCAAGCAGUGAUGGAAAUAUAAUUCGAUUAAAUAUUCCACAGCUGACAGCUGAAAGAAGAAAGGAUGUUGCUGUGAAGAGCCUCAUAGAUCAAGAUUUGUAUGAAGAGCGACUUGAGGAGUUCCUCUGA
This is a messenger RNA of Cryptomeria japonica (Japanese cedar), 624 nucleotides long. Its product is annotated as ribosome-recycling factor, chloroplastic-like. Bases 1 to 624 code for a protein of 207 amino acids. Gene Ontology annotation, cellular component: chloroplast. Gene Ontology annotation, biological process: plastid translation. The record is from RefSeq and is a predicted model, not a curated record. Gene Ontology annotation, molecular function: ribosomal large subunit binding. The transcript has a single exon. NCBI's taxonomy places the organism in Eukaryota, Viridiplantae, Streptophyta, Pinopsida, Cupressales, Cupressaceae.